UAGACAACUACAUUAAAAAAGUGUUUCGGAUUAUUACAGAAUGCUGUUCGUGACUCCAGAUAGAUUGACAUAAAUUGCAUAGUCUUACUGCAUUACUUGUCCGGGUACUUCUGUGUGCAGGGACAUGAGCUCCCCCCCAUCCCCACCAACACACUUACUGCACACCUUUGUUUGUUAAUUUUGUCCAAUACAUUUGUCCUCUCAUAGUUACCAUCUUUCCAUUCUUCUAAAGUUUGUUCUGUGUAUGCAGGCACAUUUCAUUUGAGAUUUAUGGAACCUUUGUUAUCCUUUCGGUGAAGCUUGCUCUAGCCAUGCAAAUUAUUGGAUUUUCAGUAAGGUUAUCAUCUUCAUUACUGUGGAUACAGAUGUACAGAUUGGGUGCUUCUUACAUACACAAUUCAGCUCCUCGAGAAACAGACGUUGAUUUGAGAAAUAGUUUCCUCAAUCCUGCAACUCCUAUAGUUAGCCAUCCCUCUGGUUCGGAUGAUGUUAUUGGAGGUGCUAUAUAUGAUCCAGCAUAUUUUUCAUCUCUUUUUGAAGAUGGUAGAGAUGAUGCAAGUUUCUUAGGGAGUGGUCAAAAUCAUGGCAUUGCUGUGGUCGAGUUGCCCACUUCUGCUGAAACUUCUCGACUGAAUUCAUCUGCUCAUCGUAUCGAAGAUGGUGAUAAUGCUACAAGAAAGCUCCAGAUAGUUUGAGUCGGACCAGUUCUUACAUUGUUGGUGGUCAUACCCCGUAUUCUUUGUUUGGAGGAUUAUUUUUUCAGUAAAUUCUGCAGGCUUGUGAUAGAUGGUAAGGUUUGUAAAGUUGUCUAGUUGCAGUAGUAAUAUUCUCUUGGCUGGAAGAUGCCUUGAGGUAUCUCAAUGAGUAAAUGGUGGUGUUAACAUUGUUAAAAAUUUUGAAGCAAUAGAAAGGCAGCCUUUUAGCCUAUGAACUGUCAAUUGUUAGGAAUUAGGAUUUACUUAUCUUCGCAAUUUAUUCAGAAGAAUUUGAAUC
Olea europaea var. sylvestris is the source of this 993-nucleotide messenger RNA. RefSeq lists its product as uncharacterized. NCBI's taxonomy places the organism in Eukaryota, Viridiplantae, Streptophyta, Magnoliopsida, Lamiales, Oleaceae. The record is from RefSeq and is a predicted model, not a curated record. The coding region runs from base 312 to 695 and encodes 127 amino acids. The transcript is spliced from 3 exons.